AUGACAGCCAUCGAGCCGGCCCCAUUCUCAGAAACAGGCCCCUCCCGAGAGAACUCAAGGGACGGCAGCAAGCUUGAUAUUGUUGUCGUGGGUGCAGGCCUCGGCGGCCUCCUCGCCGCCAUCGGCCUUGCACUUGACGACCAUCGAGUGACAGUACUCGAACAAGCAGCAAGCUUUGGAGAGGUUGGUGCUGGUAUGCGCAUCCCGCCCAAUUGCUUUAAGAUCCUUCGCCGAUGGGGUGUUGACACAACAUAUCUCAAAAAGACUCAUUCCAAUGGGAAUCGUUUCCUGCGAUACGACAGCGGCGCGUUGUUGGCGGAUAUGCCGCACGGAGUUGCAGAACUGGAUUUUGGCGGAAGCUACCUAAUGGUGCACCGGGCAGACUAUCAUUCCGUCUUGCUGCAGAGAGCCCUGGCCCUCGGCGUUUGUAUAAAAGGCGGAUGUUUCGUGGAACGUUAUGACUGGAACGCCCCGGCGGCAAUUGUGCAGAGCAGCGACAAGGUAACAGGCGACCUCCUCGUCAUCACAGAUGGUGUUCAAAGCAGCGCGCGAGCCGAGUUUCAAGGACACCCACUACCACCAACUGAUACUGAAGCGCAUGUAAUCGGAUACCCUGUGCGAGGAGGCGAAGUCUACAAUGUAGUCUUUUGCUGCUCUGAGAAGUCGAUGCAAGACUCGCCUUUCCAGCCCGGGGAGACUAAGCUUGUCAUCUCGGAUAACUCAGAGCUCCGACGACGUUUCUCGGGGUGGGAUCCACGGGUGGAAAAACUGAUUGAAAACUCGGGGAAGCGUCUCUGCGACUUGGAUCUCGUGGACAACUGGGUUCACCCGAGUUCCAAGGCCGUUCUACUCGGCGACGCAGUUCACCCAAUGCUGCCAUACAUGUCAUCUGGAGCGGCAAUGGCGUGCGAGGAUGCAGCAGUACUCCGCAAGGUGCUAUCUGGCAAGUCCAUCUCCAAGCUCAGUGAGGCUCUCUCAACCUACCAGAAUCUGCGCCAACCAAGAGCCUCCAAGGUCCAGAAAGCGGGACGAACGCUUCAAGAUGCAUAUCAUCUACCUGACGGUGAGGCACAGCAGGAGCGGGACGUAUGGAUCACCAAGGAUGAUGAAAGGAACUGGGACAGAUGCAGAGAUGGAACUCGGAGCUGA
Molecule: messenger RNA, 1149 nt
Organism: Fusarium falciforme
Lineage: Eukaryota; Fungi; Ascomycota; Sordariomycetes; Hypocreales; Nectriaceae
Product: FAD-binding-3 domain-containing protein
Exons: 4
Coding region: 1-1149 (382 amino acids)
Biological process (GO): secondary metabolite biosynthetic process
Molecular function (GO): FAD binding; monooxygenase activity
Source: RefSeq, a predicted model, not a curated record